Ceratosolen solmsi marchali is the source of this 2583-nucleotide messenger RNA. Its product is annotated as transmembrane protein 8B. The record is from RefSeq and is a predicted model, not a curated record. The coding region runs from base 124 to 2250 and encodes 708 amino acids. Gene Ontology annotation, cellular component: membrane. NCBI's taxonomy places the organism in Eukaryota, Metazoa, Arthropoda, Insecta, Hymenoptera, Agaonidae. The transcript has 6 exons.
GUUGAUCACACAAGCGCUCGGACAAGUUCUCUUGAUCAUUCACACAAGUCUCUUGUUCUCCUGCAGCGCUGAUUGCAGGUGUUAAAAGAGUCUUGGUUUGACCGAAAAACGGUGAAAAGCGAUAUGCAGCUACGGCUGGACGUGGUCUUGCCGAUUAUUUGGGGCUUCGUCCUCGAGGGGCUGACUACCGGAUGCGCCACUAGGACAGAGAAACUCGCUCAACAAUUGGGAAAUGUACUUGUUGAUUUCAUUGCCUACCGUGACAUAUCCAUCAUACAUUUCGACGUACCGGAGAAUGCCUUCUCUGUUGGUUUCAAAUUUUUAGUUAAAGAAGUGAAGACCAGUGGUAUUGGCGAGUGCUACCCGCGCGACGUGACGAUAAACAUAAAGUCAGGAAGUCUUCCACUUAUUAAACCGGAUGGCUCGAAAAUAGAAGCUAAAUUGCUGGAGAGUAGGCGAGAGCACUACACCAUCGAGGCUCUGAGUAAUGGCGACGAGCACAUCAUUAAUAUAUUCGCUCCACCACCGGGGGACUGGUACGCCAUUGCUUAUAGGUCAUGGUUCGAUCCCAAUAGCAGCAGAAUACAACAGCAGGGUAUCGGUGCAAGUUGUGAUACGAUUUUGGAUGCAGAGCUCUCUGUUGAAUUCCCAGAUUUGCUGUUUCCUCUAGAUGAUUCUGACUCUGAACGUAGAAUUGAGUUAACGCCCUUCGCCGAUUCUUCAGUCAUGCAGUUUCGAGUCCCUAAGAAUACUGAGCUGUCUAAACUGCAAGUGAACUCCAGUUGUGGGGAAAAUUGCUCAAUAUUAUUAUAUGUAACAGCUGUUGAUCAGGUAUUUGGAAAAAUUGUUAAUAUGAGUAAUAGCAACGUCAGCUUUCGGCCUUACGAUGAGUCCAUACACUACGUAGUGCUGUACCUCGAGACCGGUAUAGCCAGCAACGUUUCCCUAUUGAUCACAAAUGUUCAGAUGACUACAAAUAAUCAGGUGCACGUGCCGCUUCUGAGGAAAACGCUACCCGAUUUUUUUCUUUUUGAUUAUGAGCAUCUAGUGGAGAAUAGUAGUAAAGCAGUGCCAAUGAAUUUGACAACUAGUGCUUUGAGUAUAUUGAGAUUCAAAGUUGGAGCCGUCUACGAUACUGGUGGCACGUUGUCCCUUGGACUAAGGAUCGCUGAUGACGAAAAGAACCAGAGCGAUAAAAUUAUCGUCGUAGGCUGUGUUUCUCUAGGCUACGCCAUACUGAUAAAUGCAGAGGGCAGGUGCCAGGGUAUUAAGGGCUCAACGAGAUUGGCCGACAUUCUGGUAACGAACCGUAGCAGCCCGGUAUUCGUGCAUGUACCUUAUCCAGAGCCAGGCUUCUGGCACUUGAGUCUACGAGCUUACUGCUUCGGAGAAGGCAAUUGUGACUGCUUCGAACGAUGCUCUCAAAACCUAACCGACUGCGAAAAGUGCAGUUGUGUACAACCUUGCGAAGUCCGAGUCGAGAGCAGCGUUGCCUCGUCGCCCUGCAUCGAGGGUGGCUGCGGCUCCCAUGGCCGCUGUGUACACUACAUGAGUGGAGGUUUUGUAUUCUCAGCUUGCCAUUGUAUCGGUGGCUAUCGAGGUUUUGACUGUGCCGAUGGCGAGUACCUUCUUAGCAAAACUGAUGUUCUGAUCAGGCUACUGAUUCUUACUCUCAGCAAUCUAACUUUUAUUGGCUCCAUCUAUGUAGCCAUUAUCAGGCGCUACUACACCGAAUCCAUCGUUUAUGCAGCCGUAAUGUUUUUCUCAACAUUCUAUCACGCUUGCGAAGCUGGGGAAGAGGGCCACAGUUUCUGUCUAAUGAAGCUGAGUGUUCUGCAGUUUUGUGAUUUUUACAAUGCUUUACUCUCGAUUUGGGUGACAUUGGUAGCAAUGGCGUCGAUGGGACCACGUACGACCUCCUUUUGCCACAUGCUAGGAGUUGUCAUACUUGCCGUUGGUGCUGAAAUGGAUCGUACGGCUCUUUGGGUUUUUCUUUUACCUACAGUAUCCGGGUGUAUUCUCGUUCUGGUUUUCUGGACGACAAAAUGCAGACAGAAGGGCACCUUGAAGUAUCCGGCACGAAAGUACAAAUUUAUUUAUUUACCGAUCGGUCUCGUCUGUGUGCUAAUCGGCCUCGGCUGCUAUGGCUUUCUGCAAACACGUCGCAACUAUUACCUCGUGCAUAGCUUGUGGCACAUAUGUGUUGCUGCAGGAGUUAUUCUCCUUCUACCUAAACAGGAGCACAUGUAAUGACAUUGGAUUUGCAUUUUUACAUUUUAAUUACACGAUUACUUAUUCAAAAUUCAUAAUUACCACAAACCAAAUUCCUGACUGUAUUUGCAGGAAAUAUUUUUCAUAGUAGUAGUAUACUUAAUAUUCGCAAUAGAUUUCACGGUAUCCGUACACCUUAGCAUUAAUAAGGUCAACACAAGCUAGAUUAUAAAGCAAAUUUCCUAUUUUCAUUUACAACUAAUAAGCAAAAUUCAUAUGGAUUAUUUAUCCCACAUUCAAUUAUCAUGUCAAAUUUUAUCUAAGAUAAAAAUUGAUCAAAUCCUUAAUUAUAUCAAAACAAAACUAUUAAAA